AUGGUGGGAAUCAAGACCGUCCGCGAAUCCAAUAGCAAAGGAAAGCAGCUCGAAGGCCUAGUCGCGGUCUUUGUGGGUGGCACUGGGGGCAUUGGCGAGAGCACGGCAAAGGAGUUUUUCCUGCGGACCACCAAACCACGGGCGUAUAUCGUGGGGAGAAGCGCAGAACGAGGCAACAAAAUCGUCCGCCAACUCAACCAGUCCAACCCGGGCGGCGCCGCCUUCUUCAUCCAGAAAGAUGUCUCCGUCCUCCGCAACGUCGACGAGCUCUGCGUCGAACUCAAGCAGCGCGAGCGCAAAAUCAACUCCCUCGUCCUCACCGCCGGCUACAUGACCCUCCGCGGCCGCACGGAGACCGAAGAGGGCAUCGACCAGAAAAUGAGCGUCAACUACUACUCCCGCAUCCGCUGCAUCCUGAACCUGAUGCCCAUGCUUGAGAAUGCCUCGAACGCCGGCGAGCUCUCCCGCGUCAUCACCGUUCUCGCCGCUGGGUCGGAAGGCGAAGUGCGCUUGACCGAUCUCGAACUCAAGCAAAACUUCACCCUCCACGCCUGCCUCGCGCACUGCGUGGUAAUGACCGACUUCACAAUCGAAGAGCUCUCCCGCCGCUACCCCGGCACAGCCUUCUCGCACUCCUACCCGGGCACCGUGAAAACCGGCAUCGCGAACCAACUCUCCGGCCCCGUCCGCCUGGCGGUCAAGGUAAUGUACGCCGUCAUGUCCCCCUGGAUCCUCGACGUGCAAGAAUCCGGCGAACGCCACUUCUUCCAGAUGACGUCGAAAUGCUACCCCGCUGCUCGCGGUGGGGUGGGGAUCGAAGUGCCGGACGGCAUGUCCGUGUUCAAAGGCAUGGACGGCGUUGUCGGCGGCGGGGCGUACCUGCUUGACUGGGACGGCAAGACGUGUGGGGAUGAGAGCGUGCUGUCGAAGUACCGGGCGUUGGAUAUGGGGCCGCAGGUGUGGGAGCACACGAUGAAAGUUUUCGCGCGCGCAGAGCAGCAUAUGCGGAAGGACUCGAAGAGGCCGGCGACGGAGGAUGCGGAGGGGAGUGCGAGGCCGAUACCGAAUCCUAUCGGGUGGCGGGCAGCAUGA
Molecule: messenger RNA, 1092 nt
Organism: Saxophila tyrrhenica
Lineage: Eukaryota; Fungi; Ascomycota; Dothideomycetes; Mycosphaerellales; Extremaceae
Exons: 2
Coding region: 1-1092 (363 amino acids)
Source: RefSeq, a predicted model, not a curated record